Molecule: messenger RNA, 535 nt
Organism: Acanthoscelides obtectus
Lineage: Eukaryota; Metazoa; Arthropoda; Insecta; Coleoptera; Chrysomelidae
Source: the annotation of a GenBank genome assembly
AUGACAAAGCAUCACCAUAUUGACGUCGCGGAAACGGUCCAAGAUCACCGAAACUUGCUCGACUGGUCGGUGACCAAUGAGACUGGAGGAGUCCAACAUCACCUGCCAAUCAGCAUGCGGUUCAAUGAUGGACACAGAUUGAGUAUAGCUGUGUACAGUGUACUCAUGGUGUUUUCCGCCGUUGCUAACAUAACCGUUUUGGUGCUGUUGGCUAAAAGAAGAAAGCAAUCGCCGAGUAAGAUCAACACGAUGUUGAUGCAUCUGGCGAUAGCGGACUUACUGGUGACUUUCCUGAUGAUGCCUCGAAAUAGCGUGGGCAUCGACUGUCCAAUGGAAGGCUGGAGACAUCAUGUGCCGGAUCAUGAUGUUCUUCAGGACUUUCGGACUAUAUCUCUCUAGUUUCGUCCUUGUAUGUAUAAGUGUUGACAGAUUUUACGCUGUUCUAAAACCCUUACAUUUGGCAGCUAUAGAUAGACGAGAGAAAAUGUUGCUGAUGAGUGCAUGGAUAGGGGCAGUGCUAUGCAGUGCACCACAG